CUAUACCACAUUCUCUUGUCUUCUAGCUACCAGAAACUUCCACCACCAACAUAAAUUCAACACUCAGAGGUUCAUGGCAGUUACUUCUUAGAAAGAAGCAAAACCAUAUUUGGUAUUACUCUCAGCAUCAGCAAUGGCCACCCUUCUCAAUUUUCUCUCUGCAAUUUUCUUCCUUUCUCUCAUGGGCCAAGGCUCUGGGCAGUGCUACCCAGUAACUGAUCUGAAAGUUUUCCAAACAGAAACAGGAGAUCGAGUGCAGAACAAGCCGCAGUGGAAAGUGACAAUCUUGAACGAUUGUAUAUGUAGCCAAAUGGGUAUCAAAUUGGGGUGCAAUGGGUUUCACAGUGCAGAGAAAAUCGACCCCUCUAUGCUGGCCAAAGCAGAUGACAGUGUCUGCCACAUCAACCAUGAGCAGCCACUCCGUGGAUUUCACACCUUCAAUUUCACUUACGCUUGGGAUUCUAUCUACCCAUUCCACCCAAUCUACUCUGAAAUUGCAUGUUCUUAAUUAUAUAAAAUAUACUUGUUUAAGGCUUCAUGCCCCAGGACUGUUAUAUAUGUGUGUGUGAGUUUGUGUUUGUUAAGUUUGUGUUGUAUUUGAUCAAUGAUACAGUGGGAGUUGUUAAGCUAAUUUGGUAUCAUUUUAGUCUUCUGGAAAUACAUCUCUUUGUAGUGAGCACAAUGGUAACCUCUUGUUUUUUUAUGAUUUGACAAAUAUGAGUUCGGAGUUUCCAA
This is a messenger RNA of Manihot esculenta (cassava), 735 nucleotides long. RefSeq lists its product as uncharacterized. The coding region runs from base 134 to 508 and encodes 124 amino acids. NCBI's taxonomy places the organism in Eukaryota, Viridiplantae, Streptophyta, Magnoliopsida, Malpighiales, Euphorbiaceae. The transcript is spliced from 2 exons. The record is from RefSeq and is a predicted model, not a curated record. Gene Ontology annotation, biological process: cell fate determination.